Messenger RNA from Orbilia oligospora ATCC 24927, 480 nucleotides. RefSeq lists its product as uncharacterized. Lineage: Eukaryota; Fungi; Ascomycota; Orbiliomycetes; Orbiliales; Orbiliaceae. The transcript has 4 exons. Bases 1 to 480 code for a protein of 159 amino acids. The record is from RefSeq and is a predicted model, not a curated record. Gene Ontology annotation, molecular function: zinc ion binding.
AUGUUUCUCGCCCUUACAGCCGAAUUGGCGGGUGUCACGAACUUGCGCCCAAACGAUAGCGAGGAUUCGCCAUAUUAUUAUACUUUCAAAGUACAAUGUACAUCAUGUCGGGAGACUCAUCCGAAUUGGGUUGGAGUUAGCAAAUAUGAUACAAACGAGAUCUCUGGCUCUAGAGGCGAAGCAAACUUUGUAUGGAAAUGCAAGAAUUGUAAAAGAGAGCACUCUGCCAAUAUCAAAACAAAAGCUACACCAUACGAACAAUCUGAACCAGCAAAGCGACAGAAUAUUAUCGAACUCGAAUGUCGUGGUUUAGAGUUUGUAGAGUUCAAGCCAGAUGGAGAGUGGCUGUGCGAAGGUCUUGAAAGCGGAACCAAAUUCACAGCUGUCGAACUAUCGGAAGGGGAAUGGUUUGAUUACGACGAAAAGGCGGGGGAAGAAGUUAGCAUCCAGCGUUUGACGUGGGAGAUAAGAAGAACUUGA